Molecule: messenger RNA, 2457 nt
Organism: Stegastes partitus (bicolor damselfish)
Lineage: Eukaryota; Metazoa; Chordata; Actinopteri; Pomacentridae
Gene: zc3h12ab
Product: zinc finger CCCH-type containing 12Ab
Exons: 6
Coding region: 132-1937 (601 amino acids)
Biological process (GO): 3'-UTR-mediated mRNA destabilization
Cellular component (GO): cytoplasmic ribonucleoprotein granule; nucleus
Molecular function (GO): RNA endonuclease activity; mRNA binding; metal ion binding
Source: RefSeq, a predicted model, not a curated record
CUCCAGAGUCGAGCUCACACACGGCUCCAGGUCGCCUCAUCGGCCUGAACAGCGGAGCGGCGACACGCGGCGGGAGGCUUUUAACGCGCAGAAGCUGUUCACAGCAUGAGCGCUGCAGCGACCGACCGGACAUGAACGCUGAUCCAACCGUGCAGCCGUGGACUCGAACCUCUCUGAUCCCCUCCGACUCCCCUGGAUGGGUGUUCCCUCCACAGUUCCUCCGCCCCCCCUGUGAGAGCAUGUUCCCCGGAGACCCCGACCCGGUCUCGGCCCAGCUGGACUUCUUCCACAAGCUGGGCUACUCCACGGCUCAGGUCCGGGCCGUGCAGCGGAAGUUCGGCCCCAGCACCGACACGGACAAGGUCCUGGGGCAGCUGGUGCAGGUCGGCGCGGGUCGGGAGGAGGACCAGCAGAAGCAGCAGGGCCCGGUGACCACGGUGUCGGUUCUGGUGUCCAGAGGGGACGGGCCGGCCGGAGGCGCCGCUCUGCUGCUGCCGGUCAGCGAGGGCGGCGGCGAGGACGAGGACGCUCUGAGGCCGGUGGUCAUCGAUGGCAGCAACGUGGCCAUGAGUCACGGGAACAAGGAGGUGUUCUCCUGCCUGGGGAUCCAGCUGGCGGUCAACUUCUUCCUGGACCGAGGCCACGACGACAUCACCGUGUUUGUUCCGUCGUGGAGGAAGGAGCAGCCGCGACCCGACGUUCCCAUCACAGAUCAGCACAUUCUGCUGGACCUGGAGAAGAAGAAGAUUCUGGUUUUUACUCCGUCGCGACGCUUCGCAGGAAAACGUGUCGUCUGCAACGACGACUGCUUCAUCGUGAAGCACGCCUUCGAGUCCGACGGCAUCAUCGUGUCCAACGACAUGUACCGAGACCUGCAGGGAACCAAGCCGGAGUGGAAGCGCUUCAUCGAGGAGCGGCUGCUCAUGUACUCCUUCGUCAACAACAAGUUCAUGCCUCCUGAUGAUCCUCUGGGCCGAUAUGGACCGACGCUGGAGAACUUCCUGAGGAAGUUCCCAAAGACUCAGAAGAAGCAGCAGUGCCCUUAUGGGAAGAAAUGCACUUACGGCAUCAAAUGUAAAUUCCACCAUCCCGAACGCGCCAAACAGUCGAACCGCUCGGUGGCCGACGAGCUUCGGGAGAACGCCAAGAACCCGUGUGCGGCCCAGAAAGCGGGCCCGGCUCGCUGCAGCCCGGAUCCCGGUCAGAGCCUGCUGCUGGUGGAGGACAUGGCCAAGAAGCUGACUCUGGGACACGAGAGCGCCUCCUUAAAGAAAGACCAUAAGAACAAGCACCCGGUGAAGUCGGGUCACCGCUCCAGCAAGAGAGCGUCGACCCGGAAGGCGAUCCAGCCGUCCGACUCGGCGCGACACGGAGGCUCUCAGGAACAGCUGGACUCGGGCCUGGGCUCCAUCGACAGUCAGCCGUUGGAGGCCCAGUGGACGUACGGCAGCUGUCAGCAGAACCACGGCGUCCGGCAGCAGUUCUGCCCUCCGAGAAGCUCGUCGUGCAGCUGCUGCUCUCGAGGCACCACGCCGGCCUUCCAGCACCACAGCGUCGGACCCGUGAGCUGCCACAGCGCCGACAUGUUGCCCUUCGGCCCGCCGCCCUACCCCUGCUACGGCGCCUACCCGCUCAGCGUCCCUGCGUACAACCAGCAGCCCGACUUCCAGCACAGCCGAGUCCACCCGCAGCAGCCGUUCUGGUCCGACCCGUUCGGCGCUCAUCCUCGGCACUGGGACCCUCCACCUCACCCUCCUCCGCCGUCGGGGAAACAGCCGAGCAGCGAGGAGCGAGAAGUCGUCCGGAAGAAGCUGCUCGCCAUCUUCAGCGCCCAGCUGGUGGACGCCGCCAUGGACAUGUUCCCUCAGCUGAUGGAUCCGCAGAAGCUGGUGGCCGAGAUCCUCAUGUUGCAGAGUCAGAACCGCUCGCUGAGAUGAGACGGUUCCGAACCUCGUCUUUCAGUGCAAAGACUGGAGAUAAGCAUGAGUUUGUGUAUUUGUGUAUUGUGGUAUCCACUUUGCUAUGAACUGUCCGAUCCCUCUGGAGUUGCCUCGGCCAGAUGUUCAGGUCGAGGCAGUUACUGUUGAUACAAAUUGUAUCUUUAUUUAAAAGUGUAAAAGGAAAAACUGGAUUUUUGUGCAACUUAAUGAGAUUCUGUUCAGGUCCAAUCAGCAUCCCCUUUAUUAGGUACACCAUCAGUCCAUCGUAGCUCAGUUUGUCUUCACGCUGGGAUGUUUCUCAUCAUUUCAGUGACAGACUUCCACCAAAAUCUGAACAAUGUGAGCUCCGUGUUGGACUGCAUUGAAUCCUGUACCUAAUAAAACGGCCACUUGUACAGUGCAGAUGAGAUGAAUGUUGAAUGUAAAUAUGUCUGUUUGUGUCAUAUUGGCACUGAGGAACAUUUAUGCUUUGGUUUGGGCAGCAAUUCACUCAAUAAAACAAAAUCUGUAAGUAAAA